Molecule: messenger RNA, 1546 nt
Organism: Lolium perenne
Lineage: Eukaryota; Viridiplantae; Streptophyta; Magnoliopsida; Poales; Poaceae
Biological process (GO): regulation of DNA-templated transcription
Cellular component (GO): nucleus
Molecular function (GO): sequence-specific DNA binding; protein dimerization activity; DNA-binding transcription factor activity
Source: RefSeq, a predicted model, not a curated record
CUAUAAGAACUGAAGCUAGACACCCGAGAAGGGUUCGAGUUGCAGAGGAGCGGUGUGAGGCAGAAAAGGAUAUAAUAAUAAUUGAGUAAGUAACUGACCGAGAAGCUUAGCGGAGGAGGGCGCGAUGGAGGACCCGACGGAGAAGGUGGACGAGAUGGCGGGAGGCGUCGGCGGCGGGGCCGACUGGGCGUACAUCCCGUCGGACACGAUGGCGUCGGCGGGUUUCCCGGCGUCAUUCCCGUUCCCCUGCGGCCGGGACGUCAUGUCCGCGCCGACGUCGGCGUCCCUGCUCAUGUCCAUGGAGCACGCCGCGCUGUUCGACUUCCACGCCGCCUUCCCGUCGUCGUCGUCCUCCGCCGUCGCCGGCGCGCCCACGCUCCCGGCCUUCCACGACUUCGCGUCCGGCGGCGGCAACAACCCCUUCGACGUCGACGCGCCGCCGUUCAUGCUAGGGGCUCCGGCGGCGGCGGGUGGGCAGAAAGGCGGGUUCUUGGCGCCCCCUCCGCUGACGUUCGCCGGCGGGAUGGGGUGGGACGACGAGGACGAGGACGAGCUGGAUCAGCAGAGCGUGGACGCCUCCUCCUUGGGGCUCUCAGCCUCGCUGGAGAAUGCCGCGGCCGUCGUGGCUGCCCCGGGGGGUGGUGGUGGCGGCGGCGGCGGCGGCGGCAACGGGAGGGGCAAGAAGAAGGGGAUGCCAGCCAAGAACCUCAUGGCGGAGCGGCGGCGCAGGAAGAAGCUCAAUGACCGCCUCUACAUGCUGCGCUCCGUCGUUCCAAAGAUCAGCAAGAUGGACAGAGCUUCAAUCCUCGGUGAUGCAAUUGACUACCUGAAGGAACUUCUGCAGAGGAUCAACGAUCUCCACAACGAGCUGGAGUCUGCUCCAAGCUCCGCACUUGCUGCUGGACCAGGAGUAGCUAGCUUCCACCCCUCAACACCCACACUGCAGCCAUUCCCCGGCCGCAUCAAGGAGGAACGCUGCCCGCCCUCGUUUCCCAGUCCCAGUGGUCAGCAGGCAACGGUUGAGGUGAGGAUGAGGGAAGGUCAGGCGGUGAACAUCCACAUGUUCUGCGCUCGAAGGCCGGGCAUCCUGCUGUCCACCAUGAGAGCCCUUGACAGCCUCGGCCUCGACAUUGAACAGGCGGUCAUCAGCUGCUUCAAUGGGUUUGCGAUGGAUGUCUUCCGCGCCGAGCAAAGCAGGCAUGGUCCUGGGCUCUUGCCUGAAGAAAUUAAGGCAGUGCUCCUGCACUGCGCCGGUCUCCAGAGCGCAAUGUAGGCAAAAUUCCCGGAAGAAGACCUCCUGCAGGAUGACGAUGGUGGCCCUUUCCUCCGAGGGACUCUCCAUUAUUGAUCAUCCGAUCAUAGGCAUUGGGUGGCACACUGGUACUGCCCUGUUUGCCUGAUCAAGAUGUAUAAAACUUGAUGAGAUGAGGCUCGCCAUCUACAGACAUGAGCAACGACCGGAUCUAUUCGGUCUUUUCAUCGAUUUUCUCUCUCUGACCUUGUGAACUUGUGUGAUGUUCUAAUACCAGUUUCUAUCGUUGAACUA